UCUAUGUCGGUGACUAUUUCGUGUGUGUUGGUGUUGCGUUAAUAAAAAAGUGUAAAUACUUAAGAAAAUUUUAGAGUUGACAAAUCAAAAAAGUUUCUACGGGACGUGCGCUAACGUUAACCGAAAAAUGCAAAAUCAAAUAUGUUUUCCACUGCAUACCGGAAAAUAAACAAAUACAAGAAGCAUAAAGUAUGCAGAAAAUUAAAUACAAAAGGAGCUUUUAAGUUUUGCGUGUGAAUGAAAUUCGAAAACUCAAGGGAGCAGGAAGCGAACGAAAAACAUAACCAUUGUGCUCGCUCGUCGUCAUAUACAGUUUCUGUUCUCAAUCACCUAACUAACGAUUAUUACAAAUCUUCGUUGCAUUUAUAAACUGCUGGUAAAUAAAAACGAAACGAUAUAACGCGAAAAGCGCGAAUAGUGGAAUAACACGACAAAAAGGAAAAAAGUUUACAAGUAAAUGCACCAGUAAAUAAUAUAGAAUAAUACAUAGUCGCGUAUGCAAGCAACAACUAUACACGUUCCUUGUAACUAAUGUUUUCCAAACACAACUAAAAAAUUUAACGAUAACGAUUGAAAACCGCACAUCGUAAAAUAACGGCAACAUCACCUCAACAACUCGUAAAGCAUAACCACAUAGGAAUUAUACAUUACUUACAUAAAUACAAACAUACAAUAAUAUAAAAUUGUGUGUACAUGUAUUUACCUAAAUACAUAUAUAUCCAAAACGACACCGAUUUAAAUUAACUGCAGGGAAAUAAUACGAAACAACACAACCAACAACAAAAUUAUUAUUAUUAUUGUUAUUAUUAUUUAGUGCCAGACCAUAUAUAACGACCACAGAUUUACUUGAUUAACAACAAAAAGAAAGUUAUGAAAAGCAACAGACCCCGACCCAUUGGAUAAUCUAUUCAUAAACUGCAUCGUCUUCGUUGUUGUCGUGUUCGUCGUCGACUCUACUUACAAUUAGAUUUGUUCAUGUCUCACAAUAACAACAACUACAACAACAACAAGAAUAUAACAGAACUGAAUCGAGCGACUUAAUGUGUGUUAUCCAGAUAUUACGUUAAUCAGUUGAAGUCGUCCUGUUCAAUGUGGUCAACGUAUUCGUACUCUCCAUUGUCAGUGAGAUGCGUCAAAGUCUGGUCAAGAAUAUAGUCAACUGAGUAAACUAAUCCCUCAUUACGCACUCACACACACACAUACACACACAUACACAACACACACUCACAAAUCCCAUCGAAGCCUUUGAAGCAAAGUAAGCAAUAGCCAAAGAGAGCCUGAGUGUCGUAGGAAACAGCGAGCAACGCCAAAGUACAAAUGCUCAAGAGCAACUAAAUCGAAAUUAAAAUAAAAAGGAAUAAACAUACAACAAUUUACAUUAGAGAGCAAAAACAACUACGGAAUUAACGCAAAUUUUUGGCUAAUCGAAAACUGUGAAGUUGCUCCAAAAAUACGAAUAUUCAAAGGACGGGACACAAAAAGCUGCAAUAUAUAUAUAUCAUUUUCAUUAGCAACAUUGUGCAAAAUUGCAAGAGGGGGGAGCGGAAUACACAUAACAAUUGAACGAUAAAGUCGUUUCAUAAGGAUUUGCCCAAGUCACGGAGCGUCGAGCAGGGACGGUAGAACGCGUAAGCGUCCUUAAAUCCAGUUAGCAUGGAGUGCUGUUUAUCAGAAGAGGCCAAGGAACAAAAACGGAUCAAUCAGGAAAUCGAGAAACAGUUGCGUCGCGACAAACGAGAUGCACGCCGAGAACUUAAACUCCUGUUACUGGGCACGGGCGAGUCCGGAAAGUCAACGUUUAUCAAACAGAUGCGCAUUAUACACGGCAGCGGAUACUCGGACGAUGAUAAGCGUGGCUACAUUAAGCUGGUGUUCCAGAACAUAUUCAUGGCCAUGCAGUCAAUGAUCAAGGCCAUGGAUAUGCUGAAAAUAUCCUACGGUGUUGGCGAACAUAUAGAUCUUGCUGAUCUGGUUAUGAGCAUUGAUUAUGAAACAGUAACAACAUUUGAGGAUCCGUAUUUGAAUGCCAUAAAAACGCUAUGGUCCGAUGCCGGCAUACAGGAGUGCUAUGAUCGACGAAGAGAAUAUCAAUUGACAGAUUCCGCUAAAUAUUAUCUGAUGGAUCUCGAUCGUGUGGCUCAACCUGAUUAUUUACCCACUGAGCAAGACAUUUUACGAGUUCGUGUGCCGACAACGGGGAUCAUUGAGUAUCCCUUCGAUCUAGAAGAAAUCAGAUUUAGAAUGGUGGACGUCGGUGGUCAGCGUUCUGAGAGAAGAAAGUGGAUUCAUUGUUUUGAAAAUGUCACCUCGAUCAUAUUUUUGGUAGCGUUAUCGGAAUAUGAUCAAAUCUUGUUUGAAUCUGAUAAUGAGAACCGCAUGGAGGAAUCAAAAGCUUUAUUUAGAACUAUAAUUACGUACCCGUGGUUCCAAAAUUCAUCAGUUAUUCUUUUCCUAAACAAGAAAGAUUUGUUAGAAGAGAAAAUCAUGUAUUCGCAUUUGGUGGAUUAUUUUCCUGAAUACGAUGGUCCACAGCGAGAUGCAAUAGCAGCCCGUGAAUUCAUACUGCGCAUGUUUGUAGACUUAAAUCCAGAUUCCGAAAAGAUUAUCUAUUCUCAUUUCACCUGUGCUACAGAUACUGAAAAUAUUAGGUUUGUGUUUGCGGCUGUAAAGGACACGAUUCUGCAAUCCAAUCUUAAGGAAUACAAUUUGGUCUAAACUGGAUUUGGAUCAGCAAACUAUUUUUGUGAUUUUUAUUAUACAUAUACAUAUAUAUACAAAUGUAUAAGUGUAUACAUAUAUAUAUGUGUGGAUAUAUGUAUGUAUAUAUACAUAUACAUAUGUAUACAGAAAUAUAUAUAUAUGAAUAUGAAUAUAUAUACAUACAUUCAUAAUUCCUUUUUCGCAUAUUAAUUAAAAUGAUACAAACAAGAAAAGAAAACUAAUGAUGUUUGCCGAAGAUUAAGCAUUAGAACCAAACACAAGUUUCUUAAAUUGUAAACAUCAGGAACCGAACAGAGAAAAGAAUGUAGCAUAAAUUAUGAAAAUUAUGAUAACACGAUUUGAUUGAUGUAUACAUUUGAAUUUGUGUGGAAUGCACAAAAAGAGAAAUGAAAAACAAAACAAAAUUCAAAUAACUUCUGAUACCAAGUACGAUUAACGUAAUAAUAAUAAUAUUUAAAAUUCAUUAUUAUAGAAGUUUUGUAAUAAAAUUAAAAAAAAAAAGCAAAAACAAAAUAAAUUUAAUUUAAUCAAAAGCUUAAAAGGAACAACAAAUGGAAACAAUUUUUGUCGUACUGAAGCGUAAAUUUUACUGAAACCAACCAACAAAAUCUAACUUAUAAACAAAUAGUAAUUUUGCAUAAACAAAAUAUAUGUCAGAAGUUUCUCAUAAUUAUUUAAAUAUUACACACACACACACACAUAUUCACGCACAUAUACACAAACAUACACACUCGCAUUAAAACAAGAAGAAAAACAGAAUCCUGUAAACUAAAAGAAACAACAAAAAAAAAGGAAAUGAAAUGAAAUGAAAAUCAAAUGCAGAUAUAAUAAACGAACUGUAUAAUGUAUUUUCGUUUUGAUGAAGAAGAACCAUCGUAAAUACUGUAACAAUUGUUUACUGAAAUAUUUAUAUUAUAAAUACAAAGCCCAUAAUAUAUGUAUAUACAUACAUGCAUACAAAACAUACAUACAGCAUACGCACAUACUUACAUAACUUUGUAAUGAUAAAUAAAUUAAUUUGUAUUGCGAAAAAGAAUCAUUCAAUGUAAAUUACAAAUCGUACUAAUACAUAAAAAAAGGGAAACGAUUAUGAACGUGAUGAUUAAGUACUAUAUUAUGUAAUGAUAAAAGAAAUAACAAAACAACAAAUUAAUAAUCGCAUUUGUAUUUUACAAAUCGCGGCCAGAUUUAUAUAUUACCUAAGUAUAAUUAACAUGUACGUUUGUCAAAGAUUUCAUAGCUGCAGCAUAACUAUAAUUAACAAAAACAGCAGAAAAACAAAAACCAAAAAAAGAAAAACCAACAACAACAACAACCACCACAUGAAUAAUAAUAACAAACAGUCAUAAUCACCAAUAUUUGAAACUAAUUGAUGCCUGUACGUUUUACAUAUUUACCGUGCAACUAAAAACCAACUAAUAUCAAAUGCAGCUGGUCUUGAUGCCAUGAAGCACUUUCCAUAAACUAUACGAGGAGUAAAGAAAAGGAAAAGAACACGCAAAUUAUUGUCAUAAAUUAUAAAUUGUUAUCAAUUGUAAAAUUUUAAAAUGAUAAAAGUGAAAUUUUGUAAGGAAUGUAGCUUGAGUUUUUCAUAUAUUUUUAAUAUACUUAUACAUAUUAAUUAUUAUUUUGUUAGUCUGUUUUGCUUAUGUUAUAGACAAUGUUUUGUUUUUGUUUUUAAAUUUUAGUUUAAUUUAAUCUACAGUUAUAGAAUGAUAGUAAAGUAACAAAAUGCAGCGCACAUUUGCAGAAAGGGAAAACACAAAACAAAUAAUCAACAACAAAACAAACAACUAUUUAUGUAAAAAUCUAAAUAAACACAA
This is a messenger RNA of Drosophila nasuta, 4544 nucleotides long. RefSeq names its product guanine nucleotide-binding protein G(q) subunit alpha. Gene Ontology annotation, biological process: adenylate cyclase-modulating G protein-coupled receptor signaling pathway. The transcript is spliced from 10 exons. The coding region runs from base 1654 to 2715 and encodes 353 amino acids. NCBI's taxonomy places the organism in Eukaryota, Metazoa, Arthropoda, Insecta, Diptera, Drosophilidae. The record is from RefSeq and is a predicted model, not a curated record. Gene Ontology annotation, cellular component: cytoplasm; heterotrimeric G-protein complex. Gene Ontology annotation, molecular function: GTPase activity; G-protein beta/gamma-subunit complex binding; guanyl nucleotide binding.